UGUCGGGUCGGUUGCUUUGUAAGGGAAACUGGGGGGGCAGGAUCAGGAAAGGGGAAGGACUUGAUUCUUGUUUACAAGGAGUCCCAGGCUGAGCACGCACACAGACAAGAGUUGGUGCACGAGAUAGAGAGAGCAGGGAAACUACACUGGGAAUUUCUGCGUUCGUUUUUGGGGAAGUUUGUUUCCUUCAUCUACAGCCCCAAGAGCUAUAACUGCCUAGUGCCUACACUGUGUCAGAGAGAGAGACAGUGUGUGUGUGUGCGUAUCGCUGGACGAUGAGGGAAACUAUGCCCCAGACAUCAAUUUUUCCCAGCAUGCUUGGCACCAGUUGUAGUGGUCAUGUCCAGCCAGAUUUGGAGGAGAAGUGUGUGGAUCCAGUGUACCAGGAUGGCAGUUUAGUUUCAGGGUCCCUUGAGGUGCUCAUUGAACACUUGGUGCCCACUGUUGACUAUUACCCCGAUCGGACGUAUAUCUUCACCUUUCUUCUGAGUUCACGUGUCUUCAUCCACCCACAAGAGCUCUUGGCAAAAGUUGGGCAGAUCUGCACAAAGCAGCUGGAGACGGGGACCGAAGCGGAUGAGGCAAAAGUGAAGGAAUUUGUCCCAAAAAUCAUCCAGCUGCUGACUGAGUGGACAGAAACAUUUCCACAUGAUUUUCAGGAUGAGAAAUCUAUGAAGGAACUGAAGGACAUUACUCAUCAGAUAGCACAGUGCGAUGAGGAAAACUCCAGCGUGAAGAAAAGCAUUAGUCAGAUGACCCAAAGUCUGAUCCGCAACCUCUCGAGCCACAGCCAGUACCAGGAGGCACGGGAAAUCAUCAAACCAUCGGUCACGGACAAGCAAACCAUCCUGAAACCCAAGACUCAGUCCAGUCAGAAGGAUAUACUGAGUGUCUGCAAUGACCCCUGUGUCUUGGCCCAGCAACUCACCCAUAUCGAGAUGGAACGAUUAAGACACAUCACUCCAGAGGAGCUGGUGCAUAUAUUUAACCACAUGGAUUCAAUGGACAAUCACAAGAGCUGUCGCAGUGACAUCAAGAAGACGUGCAACUUGGAAGCGUGUGACAACUGGUUUAAUCGGCUCAGCUCUCUAGUUGCCACUGAGAUAUGCAGAGUUGGGAAAAAGAAACAGAGGACACGAAUGUUGGAAUUCUUCAUUGAUGUGGCACGGGAAUGUUUUAACAUCGGAAAUUUCAAUUCCCUAAUGGCUAUUAUCUCUGGAAUGAAUCUGAGUCCUGUUGCCAGGUUGAAAAAAACCUGGUCCAAAGUGAAAAAGGCAAAAUUUGAAGUUUUGGAAAAUCACAUGGAUCCGUCCAGCAAUUUCUCUCACUAUCGAACAGCACUUCAGGGGGCAGUGCAGAGAUCGCAAACAGCGCACAGCAACCGGGAGAAGAUUGUCAUUCCAGUAUUCAAUCUCUUCAUUAAAGAUAUCUACUUUCUGAACAAGAUUCACGCAAACAGGCUAGCUAAUGGGCAAAUUAACUUCAAGAAAUUCUGGGAAAUUGCCAAGCAGAUCAAUGAAUUUAUGAUGUGGAAACAGGUCGAGUGUCCCUUUGAGAAGGACAAGAAGAUCAAAAACUAUCUCCUGACAGCUCCUGUUUACACGGAAGAAGCACUUUACUUGGCUUCAUUUGAGAGCGAGGGGCCAGAGAAUCACAUGGAGAAGGACAGUUGGAAGUCACUCAGGGCAACUCUGUUGAACAGGGCAUGAAGGAACCACGUUGUACAUAUUAGACACUUCAAACCAUUUGCACUGCGACAGAUUUUAGCUCCAGUUGGAUGGAUAAAAAAAAGAGACUUGGCACGGUCAAUGUUGCUUUAAAAUAUGUAAAUUUUGGUCUUGAUUCAGACUCUGGUCAUGACUGUACAGAGAGAAAGAGAGAAAGGCCAAUUGAUGGGGCUUUGGUCCUGCUGGUUGGGAUAUGUAUGUUAAACGCCUUUUACAGCAGACUUUGUGCUUUGACUUGUAAAAUAAAUGGAAGACAAAGAGAAGGCAGGAGAUUGACUUUUGCCAUGGGGCAGGACCCUAAACUGAAGAAAAGCAUCAUGGGAAAUCCCCGGCUGCUAUUUCCAUGGAUACCGGUAGAAAAUACAUAGGACAAUGGCAGCCUGUGAGAAAUUCCUACUACUGUCAAUUCAUUCUUUGUUUUGUGAUAACUUGCUGCUUCUGUGAGAGAGAGAGUUAGUUACGGGUAUAAACAGAAUUGAAGGAACUAUAUGUUGCACCAUAAUUUUACUGUUUUAUGGACUGGGUGAUGUUGGAAUGGGGGGAGGGGACAUUUGAUGGAGGCAAGGGAAGGGGACAAAUUGGCAGAGUUUAGACAGGCUUGGUCUUGAGACCAUGCUAUGAGGCAAAAGGGAUCUUUAUCCAGCACGGAAUGUUUACUGAUGGUUUUACACUGGUUUACAGAAUGACCACAAUGUGAUGCACGGGAUUGAAGCUGCCCUUGUCUUCUGCGCUAAAGAAGUGUGCAGAUUGUUUUGUGUUGUGCUUUAUAACUCACAUUUUCGCUGCUCUAUAGGACUGAAGAACUGUUUCUUUUGUGCAGGGAACAGGCUCCACUUUAGAUACUCAUACACUUGAAUGAAGGACACAAUGCAGUCAUUGUUUCACAUUCCAGUCUGUAGCCCAAUGGAAUGGAUGGUCCCUAGGGCUGCAGGAGCCAGCAUUGCCCUGUCUUACUGCAGUGUGUGCAUGUUGAUGCUGUUCCAACUCAAUCCAAUCUCACAACUUUUUAAAACAACUAAUUAAACUUUGUAAGAAAACUGUUUCAGAUUUGAAAUGUCACUUUUUACAAGACAGCAAGUCUUAAAGGUUUCGGCUCACUGUUUAAAUUUUCUAAUCCAUCACUGGGUAGAGACUUUCUUUAAAAGAAAAUUAGUUGCAAUAUAUCAUAGAUCACCCUUUUCCCCACUCACAGAGUAAAGGAACAGUGUAGGAUUGUCAAUAGAUAACUUCAGGAAUAUUGUACAGAAGUCUGUGUCUCAGAUGGAGAAGAUGCAAGUGUAUGAGGGACCAACCAGCUUAAUCCUCAACGAUCAAGAGUAGGCUGAAGGAGACUGACUCCAUAAAUAAGGUUUAGUCAAUUACAAAGGGGAGGCAAUGGCCUAGUGGUAUUAUCACUGGAUCAUUAAGCCAGAGACCCAGAUAACUUUCUGGGGACCUGGGUUCAAAUCCUGCCAUAGCAGAUGGUGGAAUUUAUAAUCCAAUAACUAUCUGGAAUUAAGAAUCUAAUGAUGAUUGUGAAUCCAAUGUUGAUCGUUGGGGAAAAACCCCAUCUGGCUCACUAAUGUCCUUUAAGGAAGGAAACUGCCAUCCUUACCUGGUCUGGCCUACAUUUGACUCCAGACCCACAGCAAUGUGGUUGACUCCGUUACCCUCUGGGCAAUUAGGGAUGGGCAAUAAAUGUUGCCUUGCCAGUGACACCCCUCAUUCCAUGAAUGAACAAAGGAAAAAAAACAAAGAAACAACCUGGGAAUGAAGAUGACAAAAAUAAAUCCAAAAUGAUGUAUUCUGGCACAGUGUUAAGAACACUUCACAUGGAGCUUAACUGGCAACUUGAACUUUGCAGCUGGAUGGUGUAGUAAGGAUUUGGGUAAAAUUGGCUACAGUCUGCCGAAUCCAUCAAUGUGUGUCCCUUUAUACAGACAACAGAUGAUUUUAUCCAAACAUGGGAUAACACUAACAAGAUAAUGUUAGCACCUUACAAUGCCUUAGGUACUGGGAUACAUUUCUAUCUGUGCCAUUGGUAAUUGGAUGGAUUUCACGGUGAGCUCCCUGUAGCAGUUACUCCAAUUAAGGCUAACUAUAACCUUGAGAGGGAUCAGAAUCCACUCUGAGCAAUCUGUGAAGGUCUGCUCGAAGGCACAGAGGAUUGGACACUUGGUGAUUCAGAAAGUGCCCCACGAAUGUACACACAGACAUAAGAAAAUAGGAGCAGGCCCAUCAGCUACCUCCUCCCCAACCACCAAUAGGUUCUGCCAUCCAGAUGACCAUAACAUCCUCAUUCCUAACUUAUUCCCACUCCCUGUUCCUUCCCAAGAAUUACUGAUGCCCUUGUUAAUCAAAUCUACCUGCAGUGCAUCCUGAGAGUUACUAACCAAGGUGAUUGGUGUUCAUCAGCCACCAAAAAACUCAACUUUGUUUCCUGAAAAAUCCCUUAAUGACAAAGCACAGCAGACUCAGUCAUCAGAAAGCAAGAAGGUGGAGCUCUGGUUAUUCUAGAACCUCCGUCCUUGAAACCUUAUUGGCCUGUACACCAAGGCUUGAUACCAUAUUAUCAUUACCCAGAACCCAUUGGGAUUGUGCCAUCUUCACACUGGCGCGAAUUGGCAUAAUCCCAUUUCCCUGCAUAUCUGCUCUGAAAAUGAGUUUAACUGUAACUGCAAGUUGCUACCAAGGAAACCUUCAUUUAAUAGAUCCCUGUUCUGCCAACUCUAAAGUAGUCAUAUUGGGAGCAUCCUGAGGGAAACAUUCGUAGGGUGUUGUGAGGAACAAGAUUGUUUAGAAAAAUAAGAGGAUUAUGAUUUAGUUAUGCAUUUGACACCAGAAGUUCUCUUCCUUCCCGCCACCUCAACCACCACAGCCCAUUAAGAUUAAAAUCCAUUCUGUUGUUGUUGACUUUAUACAUUAGAAGCAACACCAUUCAUUUUACUUUAUCUCUCGAACAAUAUCGGCAGCACACAUUUCAGUAUGGCAACCUGCAAGGUCGCCAAGUAUCUACUUGUAAAAUAUAUACGCCCAGCUGAAGAUAACCACAGUCUUCUCCUGCUUUGCAAGAACACUGCUCUGGUCUGGAUUUACUGACCCACAGCACCCUGGCAAAAAAAUACAGGCAGACGAGAACAAGUACAGUUUUCACAAAGUCCGCAAGUCGUUUUCUGAAGCUGCGAAUUAAGGCAAAGAAAUGCAAACAUUAAAGAAAUAUUGUGUCCUUGGAAAAAAAAACUGGAAGAAGUUGAACUGGAUUUGGUAACACUAACUUAAGUACAGCAGCUGCUUAAUACAUUGUGUAAGUGGCAGCAUCCUUUAUUUGAAAAAGUCUUUCGUGAAAAUGCACUGUGGGUUGCAAAUAUCAUGAUUGGGAGACAAAUCUCACAGCACUUCAGCCUCUUUUGUGUGGAGGUGGCUUUCACAGGUCUCUGUGGCAUCUGCUCUGCAAUUUAACGCAAUUUAAAAAGGAAGUGUAUAAAUUUGCCCCUUCCCCUUAAAAAUGAACACCUCCCUUCAUUUUCUUGCACAGGAAGCAUCGCUUCCCAGUCAGGAAAAGACUCAGCAGCAGUCCUUUUAUUUUCUUCUCCUGUGAAGGGUUCACUGUUUAGAAGCACUGAAUGUGUCGUACGCCACUCUCAAUGUUUAAGUUGUUGGUUUUUAUAAAGGAUACAACUAUGGAAAAUAAAUUAUGUGAAAAUCUUA
Rhincodon typus (whale shark) is the source of this 5414-nucleotide messenger RNA. Its product is annotated as ras-GEF domain-containing family member 1A. The coding region runs from base 276 to 1709 and encodes 477 amino acids. The record is from RefSeq and is a predicted model, not a curated record. The transcript is spliced from 14 exons. Lineage: Eukaryota; Metazoa; Chordata; Chondrichthyes; Orectolobiformes; Rhincodontidae. Gene Ontology annotation, cellular component: plasma membrane. Gene Ontology annotation, molecular function: guanyl-nucleotide exchange factor activity. Gene Ontology annotation, biological process: positive regulation of GTPase activity; Ras protein signal transduction.